GAUCCGUUCCAUUCAUUCAACUUCAACCGCGUCCGCGUCAAGCUCACCCACGACACCGGCGAUUGAUGUUGCCGCCACAACCGCGAAUUUCCAGAUGAGGUAGCCACGAUGUCUAUCCCAGGCCUGGGUCAGAUCCCUUCUCAGCCCGCCGCCCCCACAACCCGCACCAUAACCCUGCAGCCCUUCUGGGAAUGGCGCUUCGAAGUGCCGCACACCCUCAACACCUCCUCCUCCUCCGCCCCGAUCUCCACCACCAUCACCAGCUCCUCCAGCAGCGGGAGCGCCGCGAGCGCGAACACCCCGACGGUCCGCCUCGUCUCGGGCACCGCCGAGCGCGACGGCACCGAGCUGGCCCAGAACCGCGCCUACGCCCUGCCGCGCAACUGCAAGUCCAAGAUCCUCACCUACACGGGCGCCGUGCUGGAGGUGGCCGGCCCGGCCUGCGACGGGUACGUGGCGCGGUGCGCCGCGCCGCAGGACUCGCCGCAGCUGGCCGUGCUGAACCUGCACUUUGCGCUGCGGGCCCGGAGGCAGGCGGCUUCGGCUGCUGCUGCGGCCGCGGCUGCAGGGCAUGAUACCGGCGGCGGCGGCGGGAAGGCAUCGGUGGCGGCGGCGCCGUCGCCGGUGCCCGGCCCGCGCGUGAUGGUGUGCGGCCCGCCGGGCAGCGGCAAGACGACGGUGGUGCGGACGCUGGCGGCGCUGGCGACGCGCGCGGGCGCGCAGCCGCUGGUGGCCAACGUCGACCCGGCCGAGGGCCUGCUCGCGCUGCCCGGCACGGUGAGCGCGGCCGUGUUCGGCACCGUCAUGGACGUCGAGGACGCCGCCGGCGGCUUCGGCGUCAGCGCCACCCCCAGCAGCGGGCCCAGCGCCGUGCCCGUCAAGCUGCCGAUCGUGUACUACUUUGGGCGGGAAAAGGUGGAGCACGACGCGCCGCUGUGGAGGGAUCUCACGGCCAAGCUGGCGAGCUCGGUCAGGGCAAGGUUUGCAGCGGAUGAGGCUGUCAGGGAGACCGGGCUGUUGCUGGAUACUCCCGGCGUGACGGUGGCGAAGGCGGAUAUGGAGAUGCUUCUUCAUGCCGUCCGCGAGUUUGCCGUGAACAUCGUGGUGGUUAUGGGCUCCGCUGGCAUCCACGCCGAGCUGCAGCGCCGGUUGGAGAAUGAAAAGACGACACACGGGGAAGCUAUUACGCUGGUGCUGUUGGAGAAGUCUGACGGUGUGGCUGAGCGGGACAAGGAAUUUAUGAAAUUCGCCCGCGAAGCAGCGAUUAAGGAGUAUUUCUUCGGCGACGCGAAGCGGACGCUCAGCCCGUUCACGCAGUCUGUCAGCUUUGACGACGUGGCCAUUUUCAAGACUCCCGAUGAAACCGACUUCUACGAUGUCCCGCAGGGUCUCGAGCCAGCCGAGAUCUCGGCGGAGAUGUCGCACUGGACUCUCGCCGUCAUGAACGCCUCGGUGAACGACCCGCCCGAGACUAUCCAACAGGCGCCCGUCAUGGGGUUUGUGGCUGUGGCCGAUGUGGACGAGGACAGGCGGCGGCUGAAGAUCCUCUCUCCCGUCAGUGGCCGGCUGGGGAACAGGCCCAUGGUCUGGGGACGCUGGCCGGAGCCGUACAUCAACCUGGUAGGGUAAAAUUAGCUGCUGGCUGAUGGCGGCCCGGCCGUUUCUCUGUUUUCUGGCGCAUUUCUGAUUCGCUCAGCGGCUUCAUUUGGGCGCAUGGGCGAAGCGGCGCAUGGGUAUAGAGAAACAGGGCGCUCGACUACUUGCUUUCCGGCUA
Molecule: messenger RNA, 1774 nt
Organism: Thermothielavioides terrestris NRRL 8126
Lineage: Eukaryota; Fungi; Ascomycota; Sordariomycetes; Sordariales; Chaetomiaceae
Exons: 4
Coding region: 109-1629 (506 amino acids)
Biological process (GO): tRNA splicing, via endonucleolytic cleavage and ligation
Cellular component (GO): nucleus; mRNA cleavage factor complex
Molecular function (GO): ATP hydrolysis activity; polynucleotide 5'-hydroxyl-kinase activity
Source: RefSeq, a predicted model, not a curated record